This is a messenger RNA of Neltuma alba, 1222 nucleotides long. Its product is annotated as mitochondrial outer membrane protein porin 2-like. NCBI's taxonomy places the organism in Eukaryota, Viridiplantae, Streptophyta, Magnoliopsida, Fabales, Fabaceae. Gene Ontology annotation, cellular component: mitochondrial outer membrane. Gene Ontology annotation, biological process: monoatomic anion transmembrane transport. The coding region runs from base 97 to 927 and encodes 276 amino acids. The transcript is spliced from 6 exons. The record is from RefSeq and is a predicted model, not a curated record. Gene Ontology annotation, molecular function: voltage-gated monoatomic anion channel activity.
AUAUAACAAUUCUUCAUUUCCACACCACACCUCGAUUCGGUUCUUCCUCGAUUUCUGUGUGGUUGAAGCAGAUCUCUGCGCAACAGGCCUGCGAAGAUGAGCAAGGGACCAGGUCUCUUCUCGGAUAUCGGCAAGAAAGCCAAAGAUCUUUUGACCAAAGACUACAACUCCGAUCAGAAAGUCACCAUCUCCACCUACAGCAGCGCUGGAGUGGCCCUCACUUCAACAGCUGUCAAAAAAGGAGUAGCCUCUACUGCAGACGUAGCAGCACAGUACAAGCAUAAGAAUGCUGUUAUUAAUGUCAAAGUUGACACCGAAUCAAAUAUCUCCACAACUCUGACAUUCACAGACAUUAUUCAAUCCACCAAGACCAUUGCCUCAUUUAAGCUGCUUGACUAUAAUUCUGGCAAGCUGGAGGUUCAAUACUUCCAUGACCAUGCUACCUUAACAACCGCCCUUGGCUUAAAACAAAACCCCGUAAUUGAUGUUUCUGCCACUAUUGGUACCCCUAGCAUUGCAUUUGGUGCUGAGGCAGGCUAUGACACUGCAAAUGGUAGUUUUCCUAAAUACACUGCUGGGAUAAGUGUGACAAGGCCUGAUUCUUGUGCUUCCAUAAUCUUGGCCGACAAGGGAGACAGCAUUAGAGCAUCCUAUUUACAUUAUCUAGACCAACCCAAGAAGAGUGCUGCUGUAGCAGAGAUCACUAGAAAAUUUUCCACAAAUGAGAACACGUUCACGGUGGGAGGCUUAUUUGCUAUUGACCAUUUGACACAGGUCAAAGCAAGGCUCAACAGUCAUGGAAGACUCGGUGCCCUCUUGCAGCACGAAAUCAUGCCCAAGUCAGUGAUGACUCUCUCUGGUGAGGUUGACGCCAAGGCCCUAGAUAGAAAUCCCAGGUUUGGGUUGGCCAUUGCUCUGAAACCUUGAAGUUCUUCCAUUUAGAUUGCAUGACUAGGACUCCAAGCUUCAUUUUUUUUUGGGUGACCCUCGAAUGAAGGGCUAAAUAAGAUCCACAGAUGAACGUGUUUCUAGUUUCUUCAUUACUGUGGAUAAAAUUUUUCAAUAUCUUGCAAUCAACCACUCGUAUGUUUACCAAUUUUAUGUUUCGAUUCUUCUUUCCCGCGUCCCAUGUACAUCGUGAGAUGAGGAAGUCCUUUUAUUUGCGUGGACGAAUCUUAUCCAUGUAUUCUCCAAAUUCCCGAUUUCAGGAUUGUUUUCUUUC